Protobothrops mucrosquamatus (brown spotted pit viper) is the source of this 1298-nucleotide messenger RNA. RefSeq names its product transient receptor potential cation channel subfamily V member 1-like. Gene Ontology annotation, cellular component: membrane. NCBI's taxonomy places the organism in Eukaryota, Metazoa, Chordata, Lepidosauria, Squamata, Viperidae. The transcript has 8 exons. The record is from RefSeq and is a predicted model, not a curated record. Gene Ontology annotation, biological process: calcium ion import across plasma membrane. The annotation marks the transcript as partial. Gene Ontology annotation, molecular function: calcium channel activity.
CUUCCUCUGUCCUUGGCUGCUUGUACUAACCAGCUAGAAAUGGUCAAGUAUCUCUUGGAUAACCCGUACCAGAAGGCCAGACUGACCGAACAGGAUUCCAUGGGCAACACCGUCCUCCAUGCGUUGGUGAUGGUGGCCAAUGACAUGGACAAGAACACUGAGGUCGUGGUUAAGAUGUACGACGAGAUCCUGAAGAAAGCAAUUGAGAUCAACCCUUCCUGCAAGUUGGAAGAGAUUGUCAACCGGGAACAGCUGACCCCUUUGACUCUGGCUGUCAAGACUGGGAAAGUCGAGAUCCUCAAGCACAUUCUCCACCGAGAGAUUCCUGAGUUCCAGGACCUUUCGCGCAAGUUGACCGAGUGGACUUAUGGUCCCAUCCACACCUCCCUCUACGAUCUGACCUCCAUUGACACCUGUGAGAAGAACUCAGCGCUGGAGAUCCUGGCCUACAACAGCGACACUCCAAACCGGUACAAAAUGGUGGUCCUGGAGCCUUUGAACAACCUACUUCAGCACAAAUGGGAAUUUUUCAUUAAAAAAAGGUUUUUCUUCAGUUUAUGCUUCCACCUGAUUUUCAUGCUGGCCUUCACAACCACUGCUUACUUCCAGCCUCCAAAGGGUGAGCCUUUUGUUCCAACAACAAUGACAUUCCAGGACGUUGUUGGGCCAGUGAUCGUUUUAAUUGGUGGUAUUUAUUUCUUCAUUACUCAGAGUGUUCACUUCUGGAGAAGACGCUUCUCUUUGAAAAGUCUUCUAGUAGAUAGAUGCUUCGAGAUAUUCCUGUUUGUGCAAGCGUGUACGAUGCUGGCCUCAUCCAUCAUGUACUUUGCAAAGAUGGAGGACUAUGUGCUGCCCAUGGUGUUCGCCUUGCUUUUGGGCUGGGUGAACAUGCUCUACUACACCCGAGGUCUCCAGCAGACGGGGAUCUACAUCGUGAUGAUCCAGAAGGUCGUAUAUUCGGAGCUGCUUCAAACGGCCCUGGAGCUCUUCAGGUUCACCAUCGGCAUGGGCGACCUGGAGUACAACGAGAAGUUGAAGCACAGCGACGUGGCGAUGCUGUUGGUCCUUCUCUUCGUCAUCCUGACCUACAUCCUCUUGCUCAACAUGCUGAUUGCCCUGAUGAGUGAAACCGUUACCAAAGUCUCCGGGUACAGCCAGAGCGUCUGGCAGUUGCAGAGAGCCAUUGCUAUUCUGGAGUUAGAGAGAAGCUGGAUCUGGUGCUGGAAAAAGACCGAGAAAGCCGACUGUUUCCGCUCUGUCGUCUCCCAGCACAAUAGAGACGAGAGGUGUUUUUUAAG